AUGGAGAGCAAAGGAAUUACUGGUGAUGCAGGGGUUACACUGACCCCGGGAAACCGCUCCCAAGCCAUUGCUGCUUUGGCUGAAGAGCAGCAGGGUUGGCUAGAGAAGAAGCUCAAGCCGAAGACGAUCACUGCCCGCUAUCCAUUCACGGGGAAGCCCUUGCUUUGGGCAACUUGUGGAUUUGGCAGCUUGGGUGAUGCCCUUUUCGGUUACAAUUCCGGUAUUAUGUCCGGUCUACUGGUGAAUUCGGUCUUUAUAUCUCGCUUUUUCAAAGACUAUGGGGGUGCCAAUGGAAGCACGGAUGGUGUCAACCCUUCGAUCACCGGCAUAUCUGUCGCAUGUCUGCAGGCUUCUGCAGCAGUAGGGUCACUACUGGCAGGUCGACUGGGCGACAUUAUCGGUCGUAAGAAGUGUGUUCGCAUUGGUGCCUUCAUAUAUUUCUUCAGCGCCUUCAUCCAAAUGUUUGCACCAGGAUUCGGUACCUUCGUGGCCGGUCGCACGAUUCAAGGAUUGGGUGUUGGGUUUUUAUCAAUGACCGUUCCUAUCAUUCAAACCGAGAUUGCCGCACCACAUCGCCGAGGAUUGAUGGUGGGCAUUGAGUACACAUUCCAAAUUGCUGGCUACAUGCUUUCUUGCUGGGUUGACUAUGGGUUCUUCUUCGCUUUGCCGAGUAAUAUGUCUUGGCAGGGUCCGUUCAUCAUUCAGAUUAUCCUGUCGUUCAUUCUGCUUGCCAUGUCUUUCUUUCUCCCGGAAACUCCUCGUUGGCUUGCUAUGAAUGGUUUCAGCCAGGAGAGUCUGCAAACUAUUGCCGAUCUACACUCUGAUGGAGACACACAGGCGGAACAUGUGCAAAAGGUCUACAUGGAGAUUCAAGAAGCAGUCAUCUAUGAGGCCCGUCAAGGAAAAUCAAGCUGGAAGGAAAUGUUUACACGCUACCGCAAGCGGACUAUCGUUGGAAUCACAGCCCAGAUGUAUGCCCAGAUCAACGGAAUCAACAUCAUUUCGUUUUAUCUUCCGAGUACUCUAGCUUCUGCCGGAUACAAUGAGAAGAAGUCACUGCUGCUCACUGCCGCAAAUUCACUCCUUAUACUGCUGCCACUGUUGCGACUUGAUACUUACGACAAAAGGCUAAUUCUGGAAACAAAAAAAGGUCUCGGCAUGGCUGUCCUCUUAUCCAUUGUCUGUGUGUUUACCGAAGCUCCCUUCAGCAUUCAAAUGAAGGCAAACGGACAGUAUGCCUUCGUCAUGCUGUAUAAUAUUCUCUACGGAUUUACCUGGGGACCAAUGCCUUGGCUCAUCCCCGCGGAGAUAUUCCCACUUCGUGGACGCAGUAAAGGAAUGGCGCUUGCUACGACAAGCAACUGGGUUUUCAACUUUAUCAUCGGCAUGGUAUCGCCCGACGCAUUUGCCGGUAUCCAUGGGUAUUUCUACCUCAUCAUCGCGUUCUUCUGUCUCUCUUCGGCUGUAGUCUCGCAUUUCUACUAUGUCGAGACUGCCGAUCAUACUCUAGAGGAAAUUGCUGUUGCCUUUGGUGAGAAGGCAUUUGCGAGUCCCGAUAACGAGGUGAUGGAAAUUGCCCAUGAUGAUUCUAAGUGUGACAAGGAGCAACAUCUAGCCUGA
Penicillium waksmanii is the source of this 1620-nucleotide messenger RNA. RefSeq lists its product as uncharacterized. Lineage: Eukaryota; Fungi; Ascomycota; Eurotiomycetes; Eurotiales; Aspergillaceae. The coding region runs from base 1 to 1620 and encodes 539 amino acids. Gene Ontology annotation, biological process: transmembrane transport; carbohydrate transport. The transcript has 4 exons. Gene Ontology annotation, cellular component: membrane. The record is from RefSeq and is a predicted model, not a curated record. Gene Ontology annotation, molecular function: carbohydrate:proton symporter activity.